Phycomyces blakesleeanus NRRL 1555(-) is the source of this 1170-nucleotide messenger RNA. RefSeq lists its product as hypothetical. The record is from RefSeq and is a predicted model, not a curated record. Bases 1 to 1170 code for a protein of 389 amino acids. NCBI's taxonomy places the organism in Eukaryota, Fungi, Mucoromycota, Mucoromycetes, Mucorales, Phycomycetaceae. The transcript is spliced from 7 exons. Gene Ontology annotation, molecular function: poly(A)-specific ribonuclease activity.
AUGGAGACCAAGAAUGAUUUUCAUAAAUUACGCCUGGAGAAAAAGGCAAUGAGAGCAGCUAAGAAGUUGCGUGAUAUGAAAUGCGAACAAAAACAGCCGCAGCAGACUUCUGGGCCUCUGAAACGUUCUUUUCGUGCCGUUCCUCACAAGACAGACGAGGCAAAGGACUCAUGCACCAUUAGUGUGAUGACUUAUAAUAUCCUUGCUCAGAAUUUGGUUAAACGCGAGAUAUUUCCCCAUUCAGGCGAUAUGUUGAAAUGGAAAACACGCAGAAGAAUGAUAACUGAAGAUAUUGCUCAGUAUAAGCCUGAAAUAAUGUGCCUUCAAGAGGUGGAUUAUUACGAAGAAUACUACCAAGAAGCUUUUGAUAAUAUUGGUUACAAGACAGAAUUCUUCAAGCAUCCUAAAAAACAGCAUGGCUGUAUGAUUGGAUACAAUCCGAAUGUAUUUGAAAAGAAACAAUAUUUAACAAUUGAGUAUGAUGAGGAUAGACUCUGCCCACCAACUCAACAAACUGGAAAUAUUGCACAGUUUAUAGCCCUUGAGCAUGUUAAGCACAAGAACGUUGGUUUAAUUGUCGGAAAUACUCAUUUGUACUGGAGACCAGAAUCAUUCUAUGAAAAACUUCGACAAGCAACUAUCUACGCGCAAUGGCUAUCAUGUUUUACACUUGAUUUGCGAGAAACAUUUCCAGAUAUUGAAUGGACACCGUUACUUAUUGGUGACUUUAACACUUCUCCCGAGGAUCCGGCCUACAGCGCACUCACCAGAAAGCCUCUCACUGAUGUACAAUGGAAAGCUCUUGAAGACUCUCGACGUAAAUUCGGUGAUGAGAGUGAACCUAGCGAGUCUCUAGUCAAUUGUGUUUCUCCACAAGAGCUUGUCGAAGAUAUCAACAAUACGCUCCCAUUCCACAGUAUCUACAACUGCUAUGGAGAAAUUGACAAUGUAUUAUCUGGGUCUUGUGGAGAACCAAAAUUCACUAACUAUUCCGCAGUUUAUAUUGGAACCUUAGACUAUUUGUUUAUAGAAAAUAAUGCGUUAGAUAAAUGUUUUGUGACAGAAGUACUAGAGAUUCCAUCAGAAGACAUGCUAAAACCUGCACUACCAAAUAAGAAUUUUGGUAGUGAUCACCUUUGUUUAAUUGCAAAGAUAAAAAUGUAUUCUUAA